AUGAUUCCACAACAACAAGGAUACCCACAACCACCUUAUGACCCACAGUUUGGUAUGUAUCCACAACAAAUGCCGGGCCAAUACCAACAAGGACAGAUGCCUGGACAAAUGCCUAAUCAAAUGCCACCUCAAAUGGGAAUCCAAUAUGAUCAAAUGUACCCAGGACAGAUGCCACCUCAAAUGCAAGGUCAAAUGCCAGGGAUGUACCCCGGUCAACAAAUGUCCCCAGCAAUGACUGGAGAAUACAAGAAAGACAAAGACCAUAAAAAGGAUAAAGACCACAAAGAUAAAGACAAGAAGGACAAGAAAGAUAAGAAAGAUAAAAAGGACAAAGAACACAAAGAUAAGGAUCAUAAAGAUAAAGACAAAAAAUAUCAACAAAUGCCCCCUAUGCAGGGCCAAACGUACCAACAAGCUCAACAAAUCCCUCAAAACGUUUACCAACAACAACAAUUGCCUUAUCCACCUCAAAUGAUGGGCCAACAACAAAUCCAACAAUUGCCUCCUCUCCAACAACCAGGUCAAAUGUACCAACAACAAUGCCCUCAAAACGUUUAUCCUCAACAAAUGGCCGGUUCAAUGCCUCCCAUGGCCCCUAUGCCUCAUCCACAAAUCAAUCCAGAUCACAAAGAUAAAAAGGAUAAAGACAAAAAAGAUAAGAAAGACAAAGACCACAAAGAUAAAGAUCACAAAGACAAGGACAAGAAAGAUAAAAAGAAGAAAUAA
Messenger RNA from Entamoeba invadens IP1, 726 nucleotides. RefSeq lists its product as hypothetical. Lineage: Eukaryota; Evosea; Mastigamoebida; Endamoebidae. The record is from RefSeq and is a predicted model, not a curated record. The coding region runs from base 1 to 726 and encodes 241 amino acids. The transcript has a single exon.